AAUCAGCAUCAAGCAUCAGGCAUAAUUCAUGAGAUAGCGAAGGGGAGUGACGCAGUUAUUAUAGAUGCCCAACGUCUCUAUUAAAUCUACAGGAAUUCAAAUGUCUAAUCUGUAGACAUAUGUUUUAUCCCUCUUUGAGAAUAAAUAGUGAUUUAAAAUAAAAACAGAGGAUUUGUUGAACGGCUCGUGAUAUUCUAAUGCCGUUGAUGUUGGAGGUUGCUGCUAUCCACCUCGAGGACUAGAUGCGGUAGCCAGCACGAGAUAUGCCGCAGCCCAAAUCACGAAAAAUCGCCAUCCUCGGGUACAGAUCCGUAGGAAAGUCCUCACUAACAAUUCAGUUUGUGGAAGGCCAGUUUGUUGACUCCUAUGACCCAACAAUAGAAAACACAUUCACCAAGAUGAUCACGAUAAACGGACAAGAAUACCACCUGCAGUUGGUAGACACAGCGGGACAGGAUGAGUACUCUAUCUUUCCUCAGACCUAUUCCAUAGACAUCAAUGGAUACAUCCUGGUCUACUCUGUCACAUCUAAUAAAAGUUUUGAAGUAGUUCAGGUUAUCCAUGAAAAACUUCUGGAUAUGGUGGGGAAAGCUCAAGUACCUAUUAUAUUGGUGGGGAAUAAGAAUGACCUGCACAUGGAACGGGUGAUCAGCUGUGAGGAAGGGAAGGCCCUUGCAGACUCCUGGAACGCUGCCUUCAUGGAGUCCUCAGCUAAGGAGAACCAGACAGCGGUGGAGGUGUUCAAGACCAUGAUCCUGGAGGCGGAGAAGCUGGAAGGCGGCGUCCAACCAGGGAAGACUUCCUGCUCCCUCAUGUAGAGCUGCCAACCAAUCAAACACAGAAUAGGACACUGCACUGGGAUAUCCCGUUACUUGAAGGCUUCCUGCCAGUUCCAACUGCUACUUAUCAACUGUCUUCAACUGUCAUCAGUUGUCUUCAACUGUUUAUUUACCUGUAUUUCUGUAUGUCUGUAUUGUUUUCCAAUUUGUUAUGAAAGGUUGAGUGACUGUU
Salmo salar (Atlantic salmon) is the source of this 1011-nucleotide messenger RNA. RefSeq names its product GTP-binding protein Rheb. NCBI's taxonomy places the organism in Eukaryota, Metazoa, Chordata, Actinopteri, Salmoniformes, Salmonidae. Gene Ontology annotation, biological process: signal transduction. Gene Ontology annotation, molecular function: GTP binding; GTPase activity. Gene Ontology annotation, cellular component: membrane. The record is from RefSeq and is a predicted model, not a curated record.